AUGCUUAUUUUGCUUUUAUUGGUUGGAAGCCUAUCAUAAAACACUUAGUAUUUAUGACUAAAAAUUAUUAGAGCUUUAUAGUUACAUAACGGUUGAUGAUGCCUUAUCUGAUCUGUUAAAAAAAUAGCCAAAAGGAUAUAAACCAUGGCAUCCAUCUUUGAGUGUGAGAUUACGUGUAUAAGAAGAAGAAAGAACUUAAGAAUUUUAUUCAUUUGUUUAAUAGCAAAUAAAAAUCAAAUAAAGAGGAAUGAAUACUUAACAUCCAAUGCAAUUUGUAUAAGUAUAAGGGCCAGAAUUUUUUGAGAAUUUGGUUUGCAAAUGUAGUUUUUCUCCUGCAGAAGUAGCUUAAGAAGAAGAAGAAGGAGGUGAAGGAGGAGAUGAAGCAGAUGCAGGUGGUGCAUGUGAACCUGAAGGUGGUGGUGAAGGAGAAGGAGAAGAUGGAGGAGGAGAAGAAGUGGAAUUCAUUGUUAAAAAAACUAAAGCACACGGAAAAGACUUUAGUUUUCUAUAAGUUGGAACUUAAAGUAAUUUAAAUUAAUAUAUUCCUUAACCUUAAUAAGUAGAUUAAUUAUCCUAAUAUGAUUAAAGACUUUUAGCUUAAGAACAAUUAAUAAAACAGUUUAUGGAAAAAUAAAAUUAACUGACUUAAUAAUUAUCUAUGUUACAAUAAAGUUAAGGUGUAUUUGUUCCAUCACUUUUUCCAACUGUUGUAGAUCCCAAUUUCUUAACUCCUUAAUAAUAAGCAUAGAUGCUUUACUUACUAUAAUUGCAAUAACAAUAACAAUAAAUUCAAUAACAACUACUCUAACAACAAAUGCUUAACCAAUUAUCAUUCCAAUCUAAUCCAACAAUGUUAAAAAAUGAAAAUGCUUAAAUGCAACAAUAAUUUCAAAUUCCAAUUCAAUAACCAUUUGUUUAUGCUCAACCAGUUACUUAAAAUAUUUUGAAUCCAUAGUAAUUAUUGCUUUAACAAUAACUACUUUAAUAAUAGUAAAUAUCUCAGCAAUAAAUUCCUUAAUAAAUAAACUAAUAGUAAUUACUCUAGCAACAAUAGUAGUUGUUAAAUCAAUAGCAGAUAUCAUAACCAUAAUAAAUUGGAUAACCUAAUAUUCCCCAACAAAUACCACAAUUCUAAUAAUCAUAAGUCCCUCCUAUUAUUAUACCAGGUUAAUAAUAGUAAUUUUCAGGUUUUCAAUAACAACCAGUUUAAUAAUAAAUUCCUUAACAAGUUUAAUAUUAAAAUUUAUAAUCACAAUCAACUUAUCAAUAGAUUCCUUAACAAUAAAUAUAAUAAUAAUAGAUGCCUUAAGAAUAAUAAAUGCCUUUAUAAUAAUAAAUACCUUAAUAAUAGUAAAUACCUUUAUAAUAAUAAUAAAUACCAUAAUAAUAGAUACCAUAAUAAUAAUAAAAUGGAUUUCUAUAAUAACCACAAUAAUAACAGAACAUUCCAUAAUUCGAUUAAUUGGUAUAUAAAUAUGUUAAAUUUAGUUGGCUUAAUAAAUGGCUUAACCCUUGAUGUAACCUUAGUUCUUGUAAAAAUAACCAUAAAUUAUUGGCGGAGGGUGAUCAGUACGAAAAAUUUGAAAUAAG
Paramecium sonneborni is the source of this 1590-nucleotide messenger RNA. Lineage: Eukaryota; Ciliophora; Oligohymenophorea; Peniculida; Parameciidae. The record is from the annotation of a GenBank genome assembly.